Molecule: messenger RNA, 1412 nt
Organism: Bactrocera latifrons
Lineage: Eukaryota; Metazoa; Arthropoda; Insecta; Diptera; Tephritidae
Product: equilibrative nucleoside transporter 1-like
Exons: 9
Coding region: 26-1267 (413 amino acids)
Biological process (GO): nucleoside transmembrane transport
Cellular component (GO): plasma membrane
Molecular function (GO): nucleoside transmembrane transporter activity
Source: RefSeq, a predicted model, not a curated record
UAAAUAGCUGCAAUACCAGGCGGCAAUGGUAUUUAAGAUGGAACCUCCAAGAGACAAAUGGAACUUCGUUUUGUUAAUUUUCGUAGUACAUGGAAUUGGAACUUUAAUGCCGUGGAACAUGUUUAUAACUGCGAAAGAAUACUUUGUCAACUAUAAGCUGGGAAAUUCAACUUAUUCAUCGGUAUACGCUUCGAAUUUUUUGCAGUAUCAUAACUUUGCAGCACAAAUUCCUAACGUAGUAUUUAAUUGGUUAAACAUUUUUGUUAAUUUAGGGGGCGAUUUAACUACCCGCAUAGUUUUCAGCAUUUUACUUGAAUUAGCCUUAUUCAUACUAACAGUUAUUUUAGCUAUGGUGGACUCAUCAGAUUGGCCCGGAGUCUUUUUUUGGACAACUAUGAUCACAGUUGUUCUGCUAAAUAUGGCUGGAGGUAUUUAUCAAAAUACUAUAUAUGGAAUGGUUGCUACACAUCCGGUCAAAUAUACUGGUGCAGUUGUAUUAGGAUCUAAUAUAUGUGGAUUAUUUGUUUCUAUACUAAGUAUAGCAAGUAAUUCCAUAUUUUCAUCAAAACGGACCGCAGCGAUUUACUAUUUUAUCACAGCAAUGGUGGUUCUACUUGCUUGUUUUGAUACAUUUUUUGCAUUGCCGUUAAAUAAAUUUUACCGUUAUAAUCAACUUUCUAGAAAACCAGAGGAGGAAUCAGAUGAUACUAAGGUGUGCGUUGUACCAUAUUGGUUAAUUUUUAAAAAGACUUCUUUACAACUAUACAAUGUGUUUUUCACAUUCUUCGUGACAUUAUCGAUAUUUCCUUCCGUACACUCAGAUAUAAAGUUAUCGCCGUCUUCAAACUUUAUUAUUCAGUCACCGGAUCUCUUCACUUCUGUGACCUGUUUCCUUACCUUUAACCUCUUUGCAAUGUUAGGGAGUUUGACAACAUCUUGGAUACAAUGGCCUGGUCCUAAAUUUUUGGCAGUACCUGUUACGUUACGAAUUGUUUUCAUACCGAUAUUCCUAUAUUGCAACUACCAUCCUCUUAAUAUAACUAGAACACUACCGGUCUUAAUAAAAAACGAAUGGAUAUACUGGUUUAUUGCUACUUUAAUGUCAUGGAGUUCAGGAUAUUUAAGCUCUUUGGCAAUGAUGUAUGCCCCACAAUCAGUUGAAGCGAAAUAUCAAGUUAAAGCUGGAAUGUUUGCCGCUGCAAUGCUAAUUACAGGAAUAUUCGGUGGAAUUCUAUUUUCGUUUUUAAAUCCUUAUUUUAUUGUUUAAGAAAAAAAUGAUAUAUGUAUCUUUUUAAAGAGAUUUUCAUUUAAUUAUAUUUUACAUUGAUAUGCUAUUAUCAUUUCAACAUAUGUAAAAUGAAAAAUUAUUAAUAUCAAAUAAAAUUGUUUCAUAAAAUUUCAUCAAAAUUAAA